Molecule: messenger RNA, 1031 nt
Organism: Lingula anatina
Lineage: Eukaryota; Metazoa; Brachiopoda; Lingulata; Lingulida; Lingulidae
Product: QRFP-like peptide receptor
Biological process (GO): G protein-coupled receptor signaling pathway
Cellular component (GO): plasma membrane
Molecular function (GO): neuropeptide Y receptor activity
Source: RefSeq, a predicted model, not a curated record
UAUCUUCAAUCGUGUGUAUAAUGCCUACUCUGGUCACGCACAUAUAUUCAGGUUGGGUCAUGGGCUGGCUGAUGUGCAAACUAUUGCCCUUCAUCACAUGUGUCGCUGUUGUGAGCUCUAUUUCUACUUUGACAGCAAUAGCUAUAGAUCGGUACCUUGCAAUCUGCACCACCUUCAAUUGCAGUUCCUACAAGAUCACCAAAUCAUCUGCCAAAGUGAUCAUUGGUAUCAUCUGGCUUUACGCGUUCCUCGUUCCAAUUCCAUGGGCUGUUGUAUACAAGCACGAAUUGCACCCUGAGCAAAGUAUUUGGGUGUGCUAUGAUGGCUGGUUGCCUAACCAAAGAAAAGUUUAUUUCAUGGUAGCCAUAUUGUUUCUGAACUACAUAGUGCCACUGUUUAUCAUUUCUGUUUGUUAUACGAUGAUAACUGUCAUAGUUGUUAACCGGAGACCACCUAGUCCCACGGCAAACACCUCAAACGUUAUCUACAGGUCCAAGAUCAAGGUAGUCAAGAUGCUGUCUGUAGUAGUGGUGGUAUUUGCACUCUCGUGGCUCCCACUCUACUCCCUCAAAAUCAUUAUUGAUUUCGAACUGCUUGUAGAAGAAUCAGCAUCGUGGUUGGUCAUUGUAAAAUAUCUAUUUCCCUUUGCGCAAUGGCUGACAUAUUUCAACGCCUGCAUGAAUCCAUUCAUUUAUUCCUUCCUAAGUAACAAAUAUAGACAUGCAUUCCGGGAGAUGAUCAAAUGUUUGUAUUGCAACCGACGGCAUCUUUCUAUGAGGGAUCGCGUGGGGACCUAUAGUUUGGGUGGAACCAAUUCAUCAACCUCGACGUCAGGUCUGCGCGUGCGCGGUAAGGAGGAGCGUGGUAUAGGCAAUGGCUUGGGAAAUACAGAAAAUUUGAUCAAGAUGCAGAACAUCAAGAUUCGGGGGAAACAGUGUAAAGAAUUAAACGGUAACCGAAGCAAAGUGGACGUGCCUACUACAAAUCGAACGAACUUUAUAACUCUCACCGAGCACGUAACAACAGUGUAA